UGUGCACGAGGUGCUCUCGUACGUUCUAAUGCACUUUCGUGUUCGCUGCUAGUAGUUGAGGCUCGAAAAUAGAUCUGUUGCGUUUUAUUAUUGUUCUCGCGGUCCCAUUGCCAGCGGCGUUCGUGUGCCAGCGAAGCUCGUUUUUUCUUGCUUGAAAAUGUGAUGCUAUGUCGAAGAGAGGACAAUGUUGGCGCAGAUUCGAGUGCUGCUGCUGGUGCUGGUGCUGCUCGUGCUCGGAGCAGUGUUCGCCGCCGACAAGCAGUUGCCUAGCGCCGCUGCCGAGCGAGGACUCGUGCCGAUCGUGCUGUUGAACGCCGACGCAGUUACAGAUCAGUACGAUGAGCGUCAAGCGCGCAUGCUCAGCGAGUCACCAAGAGCAAAAGCACGACGCGAAAGCAUUCUACGAAGUAUGCUGGCUGCUCGUCGUCGCAAGAUUUUACGUGAACGUACUACUGUCGAGACGACUGCAAUUAAAGCACAAAUGACAGCAACGUCGUCAAGUCGACGAUACUCGAUGAGACGGAAACCCGUUGUCAGAGAAAGUCCCAGUGGUAGUGAUUUACUCGAGAUGCAAGAGUCUCAGCACGGUGUCUACGUGACGGUACCCGAGCAGCAGUCCGUCAAUGAUACGCAGAUCGUUAUUGAAACUCUCGCUGAACGUGGCACUGGGUUGAAACGCAACAGCGGCACGUCGACUACGAAAGCGUCGCCGCAGCAACGUGGGGUGAACAGCGUGCUAGAACAGCAGCAGCAGCAGCAGCAGCAGCAGCAGCAGCAGCGUAGCAAGAAAAUCGUAGCGAUGUCCGCCUCUCUGUACAAUCAUUUUAAUCCGGUGGAGAGCAACAUCCCCAUCGAGGACAUGUCCCAGUUCCUGUAUUUCGGCCAGAAGCUAAGGGGAACCGGAAUGGGCAAAGACAGCAUGCCAGUGAGUGCCCCGCCGAAGAAACUGUUAGCAGGUCUCCAAGGUACGAUCGACGACGAGAUGAACAGCGUGGACCGCAGUAGCAGUGUCGUCAGUAGUAAGUCGACCAAGAUGCGUACGACAAGUUUGCGCGAGCACACAACGAAAGCAGCCUGUGCCGACAAAGCUGUCGCCGAAACGCGCACCAACAGCAUCAAUGCCACCGGGCUUGAGAAAAACGCUGGCAUUGGCGCAGCCUCCAACUUAAGGAUUGUCGUCACCGAGGUCGUCGCUACCACUGUCGCACAACCUACACCUAUGACCAGUAUUACGAGCAGUACCACCACUGCGACCAUCCCGACUACGGCCAGUACUGCAACCAAACAGUCGAUCUCUCCUACGGAAUCUACGGCACCGAGGAUCAAGCAACAGGAGCAGCACGUGACCGAGUCGACAACGGCGGCGGCGCGGCGAGCGUUGCGCAACUCGACCGGCGCGCUCGCCGCGGUCGCCUCCUCCUCCCCCUCCUUCUCCUCCCCCUCCUCCUCCCCCUCCUCAUCCUCCUCCUCCUCCUCCUCCUCUUUGCCUCAGCCGCAGCAGCAGCAGCAACUCAGCAGUGCCGGCGCGCCAGUCGAGCAAGCUGCACCACGCUCGCGCUCACAACAGCCAGGUUUCACUAUCAGGUGGACUGACGUAAGGAGCAAGAGGCGCAGGCUCGCCAAUAGACGACGUGAAAAGGCCGCCAGAAAUAUGGACGAGCCAUUGUCAACCACGAAUACUACUGGCAUUACGAUGGCUCCGCCGAUUUCUCCUGCUACGUCCGAGACUCUAGUCGAGUCGUCGAGCACGGCGACGAUCUCGACGACGACAUCGACGACAUCGACGACAACGACGACACCAACGUUGCAAGAAGAAAGCAAUACGAUGGACGAAGACGAUGUUACGACGGAAAUGCCAACCACGACAAUGAGAAUGCUGGACCCAUCCGAGGUGCAAAAGAUGUACAGAGCGGCAAGUACCAGCAGUAGUACGACGGAAGAAAUACCGGCGGCGACGACGACGACGACGACGACGACGACGACGACGACGACGACAACGACGACAUCGCUUGAUACGCUCAGCAGUAGCAGUCAGAGUCCCAAUAGGUCGCCCGAAGUACGCGCUAGGAACCUCGAGGACAAGGCCAAGGACGACGUGUUGCCGAUAAUGCAGCUCUACAAUACUUCGAAUAUGUUCAAUGCCAGUGACAGUUCCACGGCCAAGAGCACCACCACGAUCACCACGAUGUCGACGACAAUCACGACAACCACAACAGUUUUGCCUAGCCAAAUAGUGACCGAAGCUCCGACAACGACGAUCGCUGAACCACCAACGACAAUUUCCGCAAAUACAACAAAAUCGACGACGACGAGGCCAAGGCCGAGGACCACGAAAACUACAACGUCGACAACGAGCACGACGAGUAAGCCGGCACACGAACAUAAUAAUUCGGGUUACUAUCCGCUGGAGAUUGGCAACAGGACGUUUUACGAGCCGCCGGCUUUUGUGGCAAUCGGUGGACCUUUCGUUAACGCGAGUGAAGUGAUUUCGAGGCGACACAACGGUGAUACUUUAGCCAGCCAAGAGACUGUCGCUGUUGUCAGCUACAUACUCGCCACCCUCGUUGUCUUUCCCAUUGCCGUUGGCGUUGCACUUAUUCUCAGAAGACUGAUACUUAGGAAUCGUAAGGUGUUGGAGGAGUCGGACACGUCGUCGGAGAUAAGCUGCAGGAAGGAUGCGCUCAACCUUGAAACGGGAGACUUCAAGACGUCCAUAGAGAAGACUAUCACGAAGCUGCCGAGGAUACAGCACCUCUGCCACGAAGCGGAAAAACCGCCGCCGCCAGCACCGCCGCCGCCACCACCACCGCCUUCGUCGUCGCCGUCGUCGCCGUCGUCGUCGUCGACCUCGUCGUCGUCGUCGUCGUCGUCGUCGUCGUCGUCGUCGUCGACGUCGUCGUCCUCGUCGUCGUCGUCGCCGUCACAAGAAUCACGCUGGGAGUUUCCAAGAGACAAACUCAGGUUACAGACUGUCCUUGGAGAAGGCAAUUUUGGCCAGGUAUGGAAGGCGGAAGCGGAUGACCUGACGGGUCACCAGGGCCAAACGCGACUGGUGGCCGUGAAGACGGUCAAGGAGGGGGCUUCGGAACGCGAGAAAGAGGACCUCGUGCGCGAACUGGCCAUAAUGCAGCGAGUCGGUAGCCAUCCCAACGUGGUCACGCUCCUGGGCUGCUGCACCGAACAAGAGCCGCAUUACCUGAUAUUGGAGUAUGUGAUGUACGGCAAGUUGUUGGCCUACUUGAGGGAUCACCGUACCAGGCAAGAUUUCUACAACUUCAGCGAAGAUUCGGCUGCACUCACGUCCAGGGACCUUACUGUAUUUGGAUACUGCGUAGCUCGUGGAAUGGAAUAUCUCGCUUCCAAGAAGAUCAUCCAUCGCGACUUGGCCGCUCGCAACGUCCUCGUGGAUCACAACAAGCUCUGCAAGAUCGCCGACUUUGGUAUGUCGAGGUUCGCUGAUGAGAACGGCGAGGUGAUCGAGACGCGCCAUGGGCAACGUAACGCCCUGCCCAUUAGGUGGAUGGCACCCGAGUCCCUCAUCUACUCGCUCUUCACCACCAAGACGGAUGUUUGGAGCUUUGGCAUCCUUAUGUGGGAGAUCGUUACGCUCGGAUCAACGCCAUACCCGGACAUGACGGCUCGAGAAGUGAUGCGCAGCGUGCAAAGUGGCUACAGAUUAGAACGGCCGUCGCACUGUCGAGGCGAACUCUUCCGUGUGAUCGCGCGCUGCUGGCUCGCCGACCCCGACCGUAGGCCUGAGUUUGCACACCUCAGACGUGAUCUUGCUCAGCUACUCGAGGAUAACAUGAACGGACAUUACGUCGAUCUCGAGAGCUUUGCCUCUGAAUGCACCGAUUAGGUUUCGUCAAGAGAACACACCUACGGAUUCGUGCGCAUUGUUGAUUGAUCAAACAUUAUAAAAAUUUUAAGCAACUUGUUAUCGUGUGUGAUCAGUGUGCUGAAUCAUGAAAGUAUUCUCAAAUCUUCGUAUGUCGGACAGUCGGGGUGCACUUUUACACAGUCUCGUUUUCAUUUUUAUACUUACAGUUCUGAAAAGUCGUUGAGCAUUGUAUUAUACUUUAAUAAUAGAUGUAUUAAACGAUAAGGAUGAAGAAUCGUAAUACUUGCCGUUUUUUAAGCGAAAAUCCGACGUACCGUGCGUAAUGUUCAACCCCGAAAGUAAUUGUUAUUCCUGCGGAAAGAUAAGAUACCGAUCAAUUUUAAUAUUUGAGGCUGAAAAAACUGCAAUAUUUUUAUGAAUGAUGAAUCGAAAUUGCAAUUUAAUGCAGUACUUGCAAAAACAAUGUAAACGAAAUAUUUAUGAUAAAGAAAGCAAGUCGCCGCGUUGUAUAGAGUAAAUUUUCCAAAGAAAGGCAUUAAAACUCGUUGAAGAAAAAAAAUCAAUGUCAUGUGGGUGUUAAACUUAUCAAGAUGAGCUUGUCAGGAAUGUUUUUCUAUUGAAAUUAGCUUGUAAGUUAAAUAAUGUCGACAUCAGCGAUGUCUGCGCCAUUUUAUCAAGCUCUUCAUGCCCGACACGUGUAUUUUUAUGUAUUUAUUGGCCGGCGAAGGUGCAACACUUUCAACUUAGAAUCUAGAUCGUACGGGAAACUUGUGUUUCGUUAAUUUUUCUACGUUCUUCGUCAUAAUGUGCUCCUUUUACGACCAAAACAAAUAAAUAAAAAGAAAUAAAAAACUUAAAAUAUUAAAAAAAUAAAAAAUAAAAAUAAAAAAUAAAAUAAAAUAAAAGUUUGUACAUAAUCCACGUUAUUCGCACGUCCAAGUUCCACUGGGAAUUGCCACAUAAAAAUUGAACGUUACAUCAAGUAUUGCAUCAGAAUUGGAAGUUUAAAUAAUGAAAAUGUGAAUGUCAUAAAGUAGAUAGUGUUUUGUUAUUAUUGAGAGAAAAUUGAUGAAUUGAAAAAGAAUAAAUGGACGUUUUGCUCUCUGAUGGUUGUGAUGUAAUUUGCAAUGCAAGCCGCGAUUCUAGUGGAACAAUCCAAGUUGCGCAUGUGAGCAGAGCACGUCUGCGAUGUUAUAAUCAAACACGUAUCGUCAGAAAACAAAUGAUCGUUGAGUAUGCAUCGAGGAUUUGCCGAUUUUCUGGCUGCGAGUAACACGCGUUUAAUUUUAAUGAUUCUAGUCUUUCCACGCAUCUGGGGCUGAAAUCAAGUCGCAUUUGUUUGUUUAUUUGCCUUUUAACAAUCGUUAUUACGUUGAUGGAAGCUCCAAGUUUGUCAGUUGAUGUUUUGCUUAGUUUUUUACGCCAAUUUAUAAUAUCAUUCGAUUCUUGAUGUAACUCUGUAGAAAAAUUCACUGAAAGCUCAAAGCUCAACGUGCGAACGAUCAAUAAUCCGUCCAGGAAUAGAACUUAUUGUGAUUCGCGUACAGAUACGUAUGAAAAUCUUGUAAAAAAUAUACUUUACUUUAUAUACAAUUGUAUGUACUUAUUAUUAAGCCACUUUUUUGAGUAAACGUU
Molecule: messenger RNA, 5476 nt
Organism: Phymastichus coffea
Lineage: Eukaryota; Metazoa; Arthropoda; Insecta; Hymenoptera; Eulophidae
Product: mucin-5AC-like
Exons: 11
Coding region: 185-3859 (1224 amino acids)
Biological process (GO): protein phosphorylation; cell surface receptor protein tyrosine kinase signaling pathway; multicellular organism development
Cellular component (GO): signaling receptor complex
Molecular function (GO): ATP binding; transmembrane receptor protein tyrosine kinase activity
Source: RefSeq, a predicted model, not a curated record